Penicillium macrosclerotiorum is the source of this 1677-nucleotide messenger RNA. RefSeq names its product C2H2-type zinc finger protein. Gene Ontology annotation, molecular function: RNA polymerase II cis-regulatory region sequence-specific DNA binding; DNA-binding transcription factor activity, RNA polymerase II-specific. Bases 1 to 1677 code for a protein of 558 amino acids. Gene Ontology annotation, biological process: regulation of transcription by RNA polymerase II. Gene Ontology annotation, cellular component: chromatin. The transcript has a single exon. Lineage: Eukaryota; Fungi; Ascomycota; Eurotiomycetes; Eurotiales; Aspergillaceae. The record is from RefSeq and is a predicted model, not a curated record.
AUGGAUCCCCGAUCGCACCCUUCGCGGCCCCCGUCCACCAGCCUGCCCCAGGGCUCCACGCCGCUGUCCUCGACCCCCGUCUCGAGUAUGCCCAUGCCGCAUUAUCCGAUGCAGCCUCAGUAUCCGGUCUCCCAGCCGCAUACCCUGCCGCCUCUACAGCCGCAUCACACUCAGUCGCCCGCUCCGCACCCAUACAUGGGCCAGCCAUACCGGCCGGACCUGUCUCGGUUUCCCGCGUCAACUCACGACGUGUAUGGGGCCUCCACGGCCCCGAUCAUGCCGCACACGACUGUCGGUAGCCAGCCACCGUCAUUUCUAUCACAUCCUAACCAACCGCCACAGGGCCACCCUUCCCAGUCCUACCCCCCUCCCCCGAGCGUGUUGCCUCCCGCGUCAACCGCGCAGACUUACCCCCAGCCCAUCGCCCCGGCUCCCCCGCGCGACCGCCGUGACUUCAACGGUAUCCCGUCCGGCGCAUUCAGCUACUCCGAUGGCAAGUCCUGGGGCAUGGGCCCGGACGUGAACGGCGCGAACGGAUCGCCCUACGGACCCAAGGAUCAGCCACGCACGCAGGUCGUGGGCUCUCAGGGCCGCCGUGGUAUCCUGCCGAGUGUUCCGGGCCGGGCGACCCCGGUCACGAACGGCGUCAACGGCGCCGCGAAGAGCACCACCAUCCCCGCUAAGGAUGCCGAUGGCAAAUUCCCUUGCCCGCACUGCAACAAGACCUACCUUCAUGCUAAGCACCUGAAGCGCCAUCUGCUGCGACGUGAGUUUUUAUUGUUUUUUACACCCCUCCCUUGCCAAAAGAUCCUUCUCAGCCUCGAUUGGUGUUUUUCCUCGGCUUUUGUUUUUGUUCGCGACUUCACGGCUAACGACGCGUCGAAUUUAGACACUGGUGACCGGCCUUACAUGUGUGUCCUCUGCAAAGACACCUUCUCGCGCAGUGAUAUCCUGAAGCGCCACUUCCAGAAGUGCUCUAUCCGUCGGGGCAACCCCACGGGCGCGACUCACCUGUCGCACCCUCAAGCCCAUCUGAAGCGUUCACAGCAACAGGCGGCCGCUGCGGCGGCGGCGGCUAACCCCGCCAAGCCCAUUCAGGAUGAAGUCAGUAAUUCCGUCCCAGGUACCAAUGGUGUCAUGGGUGCGCAGUUCGGCGAUGGGGCCGUGAAUGGCAAUGGUAUGGCCCACGGCCGUCCUGGCUACCAGGACCAGCAGCCCCUGGGGUUCACCAUGUCGCCUGUCAACGGCAUGAGCCGUGGUCCCGGUGAUCACGCGUAUGCCGACCAGGCCUCAGCGAGAGCCUCGUGGAUGGCUGCGCCCAAGCAGAAUCCGUACCUCAUGCAGCCUGGUGCCGAUGCCCAUGGCCAGCAACUGAGUGUUGAUCGUCCUCUUGAACAGGUAAAGUCUUUGGUCAUCCCUGACCCCAAACAUCCGGUUAUGCCCGGACCCCAUUCGAAUCAGCCUGGUGUUGACUGGACUUCGAUGUUUCAGCACGGUGCCGACAACGGCUACAUGAACCCCGUUUUCCCCCACUCCAUGGCUGCCGGCCAGGAGCCCAUCCACGCCCCCGUCGAUGCUGACCGCAAGUACUACCCCGCCACGACCGCGGGCGGCCCUGAGAGCGGCAUGAACGGACUAUACCUGGCUUCGACCACGCUGAGCGGUGAUGGUAAGUGA